Messenger RNA from Trichomonas vaginalis G3, 609 nucleotides. RefSeq names its product KilA, N-terminal/APSES-type HTH, DNA-binding family. The transcript has a single exon. The record is from RefSeq and is a predicted model, not a curated record. The coding region runs from base 1 to 609 and encodes 202 amino acids. Lineage: Eukaryota; Parabasalia; Trichomonadida; Trichomonadidae.
AUGAUUGCUUCCCUCGGAAAACCGAGGGAAGAGAUUCCGUACGAAAAUCGCAAGAAUUUGGCUCCUGGUUUGAAAGGUUAUUAUGUUCAUAGACUUUUAGUAAAUGCUGUAGCAAUGUGGGCUUCACCUCGUUAUGCUUGUUAUAUUUUCAUGAUGUUAGAUGAACUAUAUAAAGCAGAACGUGGAGAGAUGGAAAAGAAACUUCAAGCAAAAGAUGAAGUCAUUGAAUCCAAAGACAAAAGCAUACAGAAAAGAAUACCACGUUCGGUACCAAAAGGAAAGGAAAAGAGUUAUAAGUAUAUGAUUUACGCUGAAGAGAUGGAAAAUGAAGAAGACAGAGAUAUGGUUAUGUUGCAUUUAGUCAGAAGAAACAACAAAAGCUUUUACGACCUUGCUAAGAUUUACAAAUCUGACAGAAACUGGUUCUAUCGUGAAAACUUACCGAUUUCAAUGACACCGAAUGAGCAAAUAAAGGAAAUUGUCAAAAAUACUCUUCCUCAAACACACUAUGACAUCAAAGGUUGCACAAUACUUACAUUCAAAGAAGACUUAACAUUACUGAAGGAAAAAAUAACAGAGUAUUUCGACAACUUCAAAGAGGAAGAAUGA